This is a messenger RNA of Bursaphelenchus xylophilus (pine wood nematode), 329 nucleotides long. The record is from the annotation of a GenBank genome assembly. NCBI's taxonomy places the organism in Eukaryota, Metazoa, Nematoda, Chromadorea, Rhabditida, Aphelenchoididae.
AUGGGAGCAUGUGAGAAGGAAGGAGACGAUUUUGAAAUAAAACUAGCAGUGAGUAAGGUUGUUAAAGAGAUAAGAAGAGAAAUACAACAAGUUUGCAAUAGCCUGAGGUUAUUUCGGGAACAACAGCUCCCGAACCAUCCUCGAAGCUCUUGUGGUAUCUUCUGUGUCUUCUUCCACAUCCCGAGAUCCUCCUCGAGAUCCUCCUUGAAGACGAUGCCGAACAUCCUGAUCCCCUCAGUGUGAAUCCUACCGGAACUUUCUCUCCAUUUGGUGGAAUGGCAAACAAUUCCAUCCUCAAAACCUUCCAAACACUUACUCUCUUCAUAUAA